Messenger RNA from Perognathus longimembris pacificus (Pacific pocket mouse), 5857 nucleotides. RefSeq names its product DDB1 and CUL4 associated factor 7 (gene Dcaf7). Gene Ontology annotation, molecular function: protein binding. The record is from RefSeq and is a predicted model, not a curated record. NCBI's taxonomy places the organism in Eukaryota, Metazoa, Chordata, Mammalia, Rodentia, Heteromyidae. The transcript is spliced from 7 exons. Gene Ontology annotation, cellular component: nucleus. Bases 261 to 1289 code for a protein of 342 amino acids.
GGCUUCCGUUCCAGGAGGGCGGGGCGGCAUUCCAAACGGAAGGUGGUUGUUGUCGGUGCCCAAGCUGGUUUGAAACUGGGGGUCGGGCCCCGAGGACGUCGUUUGUUGCUGAGGCCCCACUUGCGGGCUAGGCCGUGCUUGCCCGCCCCCACCCCCCCACUCCUCCUCCCUGCCGACUCCUGGGUCCCAGGCCCGGCUCCCCGCCUGAUUCGCGCCCAGCCCGCUGCAGCUCUCGCCAGCUCCGCGGCCCAGCUGCCACCAUGUCCCUGCACGGCAAACGGAAGGAGAUUUACAAGUAUGAAGCGCCCUGGACCGUCUACGCCAUGAACUGGAGCGUGCGGCCCGACAAACGCUUCCGCCUGGCGCUGGGCAGCUUCGUGGAGGAGUACAACAACAAGGUUCAGCUUGUUGGAUUAGAUGAGGAGAGUUCGGAAUUUAUUUGCCGAAACACCUUUGACCAUCCGUACCCCACCACAAAGCUCAUGUGGAUCCCUGACACAAAAGGUGUCUAUCCAGACCUACUGGCGACAAGUGGUGACUAUCUCCGUGUGUGGAGGGUUGGUGAAACAGAAACCAGGCUGGAAUGUUUGCUAAAUAAUAACAAGAACUCAGAUUUCUGUGCCCCCCUGACCUCCUUUGACUGGAACGAAGUGGACCCUUAUCUUUUAGGUACCUCAAGCAUUGACACAACUUGUACCAUCUGGGGACUGGAGACUGGGCAGGUGUUGGGACGAGUGAAUCUUGUAUCCGGCCAUGUGAAGACCCAGCUCAUCGCUCAUGAUAAGGAGGUCUAUGAUAUUGCAUUUAGCCGAGCUGGAGGUGGCAGGGACAUGUUUGCCUCUGUGGGCGCUGAUGGCUCUGUGCGGAUGUUUGACCUCCGCCAUCUGGAACACAGUACUAUCAUUUAUGAAGACCCACAGCAUCACCCACUGCUUCGUCUCUGCUGGAACAAGCAGGACCCUAACUACCUGGCCACUAUGGCCAUGGAUGGAAUGGAGGUGGUGAUUCUGGAUGUCAGAGUUCCUUGCACACCUGUUGCCAGGUUAAACAACCACCGAGCGUGUGUCAAUGGCAUUGCUUGGGCCCCACAUUCAUCCUGCCACAUCUGUACUGCAGCGGAUGACCAUCAGGCUCUCAUCUGGGACAUCCAGCAAAUGCCCCGGGCUAUUGAGGACCCUAUCUUGGCCUACACAGCAGAAGGAGAAAUCAACAACGUGCAGUGGGCGUCAACUCAGCCCGACUGGAUCGCCAUCUGCUACAACAACUGCUUAGAGAUACUCCGAGUGUAGUGUUGGUGGUGCCUAGCCCCACCAGGCAGGGGUGUGUGUGCUUUCCACCUCUGCCUACCCCCCAAGUAAGAAGAACAUGUUUCCAGUGGCCAGUAUGUCUGUCAUUGCUUUGCACCCACUGUUUCCAGAAGCUGCUUUAGGAGUUCCUGGCCAGUUAGCACUCAAUGUCUGUGAUGGACUCAGUGCUAUGUGGCGCCUCUCAGCCCAGGACUGAGUUUUUAAGAUUUUUCUCUCCUUUUCUCCCUUGCUUCUGCAAUUAAACAUUUCUAUAUAUUUGUUUGUCAGCUAUUGUGUUCAUGAGCAGUACAAGCACUGCUUCUGUUUCUAGCCAUCUGCCCCAGAUGUCUCUUCUAUCUCUCUGCUGCCCAAGGCAGCCAUCCAUGUAUUGUCCCCGUCCAUGUCUGUGUUAGCACUUAAGUGGGAACAAAUAACUAAUUUGAAGUUGUCUUUCCUCUGGUAUCAGUGUCUUUAAACAAAUCUGAACAUUUGUCUGUUUUUUAAUCUAUCAGGCUAUUUUUUUUAAAUGAAAAGAAUUUUACUCCUUCUGGUUUCUUUUCUUUGUUUUCUAGUCCUCCCUCUGCACCUUCUUCUCUUCCCUCAGUGCCUAGAGCAGAUAUGGGCCCUUGACCCCAAGAGCAGUUUACCUUCCCAAGUCACUGCCUGAGUGACUGGGAGUCCUGAACUGCCCUGGUGCUCUGCAGUCCAUUGACCCACCAACCUGGUUCUUCUCAAGAUCUUUCUGGGCUCUAGGACACUCACAGGAAGCCUUCUGUUACAUCCUGGAGUUCUGUCCAGCCACACUGAUACCUGUUGGGCAUGUGAUAGAACUAGAAUAAGCAGCUGACUUGGACUCCCGGGCUGGAGGAGAAUCAUUUCAGAAAAGCAGAGCUUAUAGUAUGUUUCCUAGUACCUUGUAUCAGAGUAUUUUUAUCUUCUCAUUACAAGCUCCAGGCUAUUCCAUUUUAGGACUUGAAUGAUAGGCAAGAAUGAUCUCUUAGCUGAGCUUCAAUACUUAGGUUAAUUGAGUUUCCUGUGCCUGAUGGGAUAUUGAUGCCUCUUUGGAUUGAGUGCUGGGUGAAGGGAGUCAGAGGGACAGAGCUUCCAGCUCUGAACAAGAGAUAAGCAGUUCUUGUAAGGACUGAACUAAUUCGCUGAGACUAUCUCAGACCACCUAAAUAAAUAUCUACAAAAGAGUCAUAGGCCCUGGGAUCGGCCAGCCAAGCCUCCACCCAUACCUGUGAAACCUGCCCCGACCCUAGUUUGUUUUUUGGAUUUUUGAGCAGUAUUGGACUUGAAAGCUGCAGUUGGCUAUGUUGACUUACAGGCUGCUGGUGUCUGUUUCCGUUAGAUGAGUGGGUUCCACAGAGGGGCUUGUGUGUGAUUCUAAUUUAAUGCAUUCCUGGAGCUGGCAGAAUUUGGAACAUGUUCUGGGGAGGGUUUGCCUGGCUCAUCAUGUUUUGCCAAGUGCCUAAAGGCUUUUUAGACCCUCCAAGUUGCUCAUCUGAAAUGAGGAGAGCAGCAGGCCCUCAAGGCUGAUGGGUUUAGUCCACUUAGGCUCUCACCUACUCAAGAAUUAAGGUUCACUUCCUCCUUCUAUACCCUUAAACUCUUUCUGGGUGAGUCUUCCCUGUCUGUAGUGAUGUAGUUCUAUGCCAAAAGUUAAUAGCUUGUUUUAUUACACAAGCACUUGUCCCAAAGGAAAGGCUUUCUUAGGCAUUUCCCUUUGGCCUCCUUACUUCAUCAUUCUGAUUUGCUUUGGCUGGCUGUCUUCCUUGAGUUUGACCCGCCUGCAUUUCCCACCCAGUUUUCAGUACAUCAUCUGGAGACACUGUGUAGUUCUUGGUUCCACCUGUCUUCUCAAGAAUUGCAAGUCUGAGUGGUAUCUUCUGCCUUGGAGGUCUUCAGUUCCUCCUGUGAAGGAGGUCUGCAGUGGAAGUCAGAGGACCCACAGGGCUGAUCAUGCUGGUGAGGACUUGGCGUCACUGAGUUCCCAGUGAACUUUAACAUGGUCUCAAUGGCAAAGAGAUUAGUCAGCUAGAACUCAAUAAUUUUUUAAAUCAAUGAUUAUAGAAUAGAUAUAGAUGGGGUAGUUACUUACUUUGGAAACCAAACACUUGUGUUGCUCUCUUCCUUGCCUUAUGGGCUUGUAGACAUUAACCUUCCUUAGGUCCUCUGUACCCCACCUAGGACCCAAGCAAGACUCUCCUGCCUCCCUGGGCAAACACACGUACAUCUGUAGUUGCUGGCACCUUUAGGUCCCAGCUCUCUCCUUUCCCCUUUAUAGCACAGGCAGGUGCCCUGUUGCUGAGGAGGGGAUUUCUGUAGUCUCAGGAUAUAGCUAUGUGCCAGCAGGCACAAAUCUAGUCACUUCAAAGGCAAGUCUGUUUAUAAAGUUGUUCCAGUUCUCACUCUUGACAGCCAGUGAGACUAGCCAAGGUCUCCUGGUCUUCUGCUCUCUUCCUGUGUCUGUCUACUUUAUCAUAAGGGCCACAUAAACACACCUGUGGCUCUAGACAGCUUUGCUGAUGCUUUGACUUGCUCUCAGCUUGCUGAGCUGCAGACCUACUGCCUGUGCUUUCUUGGGUCUCUACUAGCAGAAGGUUAAGUGGGUGAAUGAAUGAGGCAUUGAUAGACUUGAGGACCCCACUUAGGAUUUUAGAGCCCUGUCUUUGCGAGGAGAAGCUAGCCUACAAGGUUAGCACUUAAAGACAGACAAGAUCUGGUUAGUGGGUGAGAACUUUCAUAAGCCAGAUCAGCUACUGGAGAACUGACUUAGAUUUAGGAAGAAGAGAAAAAAAAAAAUCAGAAUCCCCACCAUGUUUUAUUACACCUAAUGGCUAAAUAUAUAAGAAGAGAUUAAAAGUUGUGGUUGAGUCAUUGGUGUUUCCUUGGAUCAAAAGACGAGAUACAGUGAGGGUCUUAGGGAAGAAAACCCUGCGACUGUCACAUGGUUGUGGGGUAACACUUGUUAGCCUUCCACUAAUCAGGCAUCAGUGGGUGGCACUGAAUAAUGGAUAUGAGGAGAGCCUGGCAGAAGGAGCUCUUUCCCUCAAUAAGGCAGCCAUAGUGAUGACAUGGCAAAAUCCUGCCAGUGUUGGUUGUCUUGUGACUCUUCCCAACUAUGGUUCUUCUUGGUUGUAGAUGUGUUUAAUGGUGGCAGACAAUCAUGCAGACCUUGUCCUGUCCUUUUUUUUUCUCUUUUCCCUUACCUUUCUUCUGUAGAACUUUGUCCCUCUGUAGCCGAGGCCCCAAAUUUCUAGGUUAUAAGGAGUUUUGGAAGUCCCAACAUGUACCAGCCGUGAAAGGGCAGUCCAGAACUGCCCCUCCUUCCUCAUUUGGAGCAUGUAGCAGCUCCUUUGACUGCUGGCUUGGGGUAGGGAACUGUUGAAGUAGAAGCCCCCAAGCAUACUUUACCCUUCACUGUAUGCACUCCAGGACAAGGAACGAGAGUCAAUCUUGGUAGUUAGCUUGAGUUUUCUGGGAAGAGGGCUGAACUGAGAAAAGUCACUAUGAAACCCUAGGCCAGGUUUUCUGAGGGUCUUCUCUGCCCUGGCUGGGCAGCUGCUGAGAGUAUCUUGUGUUGCAGAGCCUUGCUCACCUCCCCUCCUGCACCCUCUCCUCCUCCCACAUUGUUAUUGCUGCUAAUGGUCAAAGUCAAAUGUAUGGUCAUAUGGGAUGAGUCAGGGCCCAGCUACUUUCUGGAUAUCAUUUUUUACAUAUGGAAACAUGCAGGUGCCUUCCCAAAGAGGCUUGGACUUGAAUGUCAAACCAGAAAGAAAAAAGCUAAAGGAAGUUUGAAUCCAGAAGAAAGAUGUUGACAGUAUGUGUGACAGCUGGAAAAUGGCUGAGCGCCUACCUUUGGGACAACCCAGGGAAGAGGAACUUGUGAAAUCUACUGUUUAAAAACAUGGUCUCACCUUGGGUUGUUGUGGCAUACGAUGUGUUAUAAAAAUUGUUGAGCUAAAGCUUUGAAUCACUUUAGUCGAGUAUGAAUCACUUGCGUUGAUUCCUGUGUAUUUUAUGACCCCUCUGUUGUGACUUUCCCUCACCUCCCUCUCUUGAGUGUGAAUUUGUAGCAUGACUGUAUAAACUUCUGUGUAGGAAAUGGAGACUUCUCAUUCUCCAAAAUGUUAAGCUCUAACCAAUCCAUUUCUGUGCCCUUUAGCGUCAUGUGUCUGAACUUACUUUCUUGUUAUAUAUUUAAACUUUGACUCUAUCCUAUAGGUUUUGUGGCACCCCCUGGUCAGGUGGAGAGGAAACUACCCCUUACCUUACAGAACUGUACUGUAUCCAUUUUUCUUUUAUAAAUAUCAUUUUCACAAGAUUGAUUGUACACAGGGCUUGUAAUAAAAAUUUAACACUGUGCUGUGAAACCAUGCUGAGGACUCUCCACUGAAAGCUAUUUCAAGGCACUGAAAGUGGAGCGUUCUUUCUGUGACUUUGCUUCUUUCCUAAGUAUAUUAAACCUAAUGAUCACCCUUUUAUUCUGUUUCAGCCUCCUGUAUAAGAAGUACCGUAUUUUCUGCCCAUUAUACUUUGUAAUAAAACUUGAACAUGUAUAGAUUGAA